Messenger RNA from Melampsora larici-populina 98AG31, 2527 nucleotides. RefSeq lists its product as uncharacterized. Gene Ontology annotation, molecular function: single-stranded 3'-5' DNA helicase activity; ATP binding; single-stranded DNA binding. The coding region runs from base 1 to 1917 and encodes 638 amino acids. Gene Ontology annotation, cellular component: MCM complex; nucleus. The record is from RefSeq and is a predicted model, not a curated record. The transcript is spliced from 10 exons. Gene Ontology annotation, biological process: mitotic DNA replication; DNA replication initiation; double-strand break repair via break-induced replication. NCBI's taxonomy places the organism in Eukaryota, Fungi, Basidiomycota, Pucciniomycetes, Pucciniales, Melampsoraceae.
AUGUCAUUUCUAGCAUCAUCUGGAGAUCUACCAUCUUCACAACCAGAUCAAAAUGUAUUUCCAUCAGAAUCAGAUAUAACAAUGCAAGAUGUUAGAUCAAGACAACCAUCAAAUGAUCAAAAUGAAGAAAUGAAUGAAAAUGAAGCAGAAGAAGUAGAACAGAGAAGAGUUGCAAGAAGAAUGAGAAGAAGAUUAGAAAGAAAUCCAGAUGAGAUACCUAGAGUUAAAGAUCAAACUGGUGUUUCACUUCAAGAACAAAUGGUUAAAUUUGUAGAAGACUUUGUUGAAGACAUUACUGAAGAAACUCGUGCUUCUGCUCCUUCUCAGUCAAAUUAUUCACAUCUGUUAUCCACCGAAAUAUCUCUUGCCAAUGCUAUCAGAGAUCAAUAUUAUCGAACAAGUGAAGUUAGACCUGAAUUAAUCUUUGGUACAUUUCUUUGUGAAGAAUGUAAAACGAUUGUAAAAGAUGUUGAACAACAAUUUAGAUAUACAGAACCAAAUAUUUGUCCCAAUAUUCAAUGUAAUAAUCGAACAGAUUGGAAACUUUCAAUUGAACAAUCCAUUUUUUCAGAUUGGCAAAGAGUUCGAAUUCAAGAAAAUUCAAAUGAGAUUCCAACCAGUUCAAUGCCCAGAUCAUUAGAUGUAAUCUUACGUGGAGAGAUGGUAGAAAAAGCAAAAGCAGGAGAUAAAUGUGUUUUUACUGGUACCUUUAUUGUUGUACCUGAUGUGGCUCAAUUAGGUUUACCUGGUGUUAAUACUGAAAUGAUUAGACAUGCUGGUGAUAAUGGUGGGAAAGGCGGUGGUGGUCCUGCUACUAUGGGUGUUAGUGGUUUGAAGGUUCUUGGUGUAAGAGGCUUGACGUAUAAGACAGCUUUCUUGGCGUGCAUGGUUCAAAGGGCAGAUUCAAGAGUCAAUGUCGCCAAUGUCCAGACUUUAGAUCCAGAUGUAGUGAACAUUUAUUCAAGAUCAGUUAGAUCAAUUGCACCUACAGUCUAUGGUCACAAAAUCGUGAAAAAAGGAAUUCUAUUACAAUUAAUGGGAGGAGUUCAUAAAACAACACAUGAAGGUAUUAAUUUAAGAGGAGAUAUCAAUUUAUUUUAUACCAGUGGAAAAGCAUCAUCAGCUGCAGGUUUAACAGCAGCAGUAGUCAAAGAUGAAGAAACUGGUGAAUUUACAAUCGAAGCUGGAGCAUUAAUGUUAGCAGAUAAUGGAAUUUGUGCGAUUGAUGAAUUUGACAAAAUGGAUAUUUCAGAUCAAGUUGUAAUUGAUGAAGCAAUGGAACAACAAACGAUCUCGAUUGCGAAAGCUGGAAUUCAAGCUACUGUUAAUGCUAGAACUUCAAUUUUAGCUGCUGGUAAUCCUGUGGGUGGUAGAUAUAAUAAAAAGAUGUCAUCAAGAGCUAAUGUGGCGAUGAGUGGUCCGAUCAUGAGUCGAUUUGAUUUGUUUUUUGUCGUUUUGGAUGAAUGUAAUGAGGAUGUGGAUUUUGCUAUCGCUAGUCAUAUCGUCAACGCACAUUGGUUUAGGGAUGCUGCUAUCACUCCGGAAUUCUCUACUGAUGCUCUACAGAGUCCUGAGGCUUCAGCUUUACUAGAACAAAAGUAUCGAGAUCUGAGACAGGAUGAUUCUCAGGGAUGGGGAAGGAAUUCUUCUCGAAUCACUGUUCGUCAAUUAGAAAGUAUGAUUCGUCUCAGUGAAGCUAUUUGCUCACGGUGUGGAAAUGACCCAAGCUCCACACCCGCACCAGCACCAGCACCAAAAGUGAAAAGAAAACCAACAGUUUCAUAUGAUAAGUAUAUGGGUAUGAUGUCUUUGAUCCUUAGUAAACUUAAUACAGUUGAAAGAGAAACUGGAGAUGGAAUGAAACGAUCUGAACUUUGUCAAUUGGGGAUAUCUGAUGGUUCAUUGAGUCUAUGGUGAGGACAAAUCAAGAUAUUUUUAGGUAAAGCUUCAUCAUUUGGAUCCGUUUGACUUGAUUUCAAGGAUAAGGAAUUAAAAUAAUCAGUUUAUCAACUUAUUAUUUGACGAGAGCGCUUAAAACUCACAUACCUCAAAAAAUCGAACAAAUCUUCAAUCAACUUUUCUUGAUUUGGUUCUUCUGAUUCUUUAAUCAUUCUUUUAGUCAAUAAAUCUUUUCCUAAUUUAACUUUAAUCCAUUCAUUUUCUUCUUCAUCACUUUCAAUUCCAUUACUUUUUCCAUUCUCCUUGUACUCUUCAAUUCGACUUUUUUGACUAAGAUUUGAAUUGAUUUGAAUCUCAUUAUCAUAAGUUUGACGAGUACAAAACGAAUCCAUGAUCACUUUUUCAUCAUCCUCUUGAAUUUCACCGAUUACUAAAUUAUAUCCAUCCAUAAGAUCUAAAGCACUAUUAUCCUUAAUGUCUUGAAGAUAUUCUUUCAAAGUUUGGGUGUUAGUUUGAACUAAAUAUUUUUUAAUAAAUUACCUCUACUUAUCCAUUUUGAUUUCUUUUGGUUUGAUGGAUUUAUGUUUGAAAGAUUAGUUAAAAAUCCAAAUCGAUUUAAUCUUUUGGU